Molecule: messenger RNA, 6865 nt
Organism: Cyprinodon tularosa
Lineage: Eukaryota; Metazoa; Chordata; Actinopteri; Cyprinodontiformes; Cyprinodontidae
Gene: chd3
Product: chromodomain helicase DNA binding protein 3
Exons: 40
Coding region: 245-6565 (2106 amino acids)
Biological process (GO): negative regulation of transcription by RNA polymerase II; chromatin remodeling
Cellular component (GO): chromatin; nucleus; NuRD complex
Molecular function (GO): chromatin binding; DNA binding; ATP hydrolysis activity
Source: RefSeq, a predicted model, not a curated record
UUCUUAUUGGGGGGGUUGUUAAAAAAUAAAUAUAAGAGGGCGGCCAUCUUUGUUGCUCUGCCUUAGUGUAAAAUAUUCCAAAACGCCCCCCUACUUUUCUCCCGUGCCGAUUUGAAUAUUAAAUAAAUAACACUCCAUCCGCUGCAAGAAUUACAGCUUUUUGUCUUAUUAAUUUUUUUUAAAUGUUUUUUAUUUAAACACUGCACACAAGGACGGAGGCGCCAAUGACGGCAGGAAUAUAAUAAUGUCCUCUCCUCUCCGCUCUUGCGAGGAAGACGAGGGCAUGGUGGUUAAUUCCGAGGGAGGAGAUUUUGAUGAAGACGAUGAGGACGACGGGGAGCUGGACGAGAACGCAAGCGACAUAAACUCGCCGGCGGCACCUCGGGAAACUGCAACACCACCAGCCGCGCCAGAUGACGACCCAGAGAUAUCAGACAGAGAGGUCCCGUGCAAGAAGAAGGGCCGGCCCAAGAAAAAGAAGGACACAAAGAAGAAAGAAAAGGAGGGAAAGCCGAUCAAAACAAAGAAACGCAAGAAGAUCGACAGCGAUGUAGAACGAAUUUCUGACAGAGAAAGAGACUAUGGGGAAAACUCAGACAGCGUGGCCAGCGACUAUGGCUCUGGUGAGAAAAAGAAAAAGAAGAAACACAAAGAAAGGAAGGAGAAGAAAACCAAGAAAAAGAAAAAGGAUGACGGGGACCGAGACAGCAGCCAGGAGGAAACGACAAAGCAGCCGAUAGAGCAGAAAACGUCUGCCCAGCUGGCAAAGGAGUGGGGUCUGGAGGAUGUUGAUCAUACCUUCACAGAGGACGACUACAGGGAGCUCACAAACUAUAAAGCCUUCAGCCAGUUUAUGAGGCCAAUGAUAGCCAAAAAGAACCCGAAAAUCCCCAUGUCGAAGAUGAUGACCAUCCUCGGGGCCAAGUGGAGGGAGUUCAGCUCUAACAACCCCUUCAAAGGCAACGCCGCUGCCGUCGCAGCCGCAGCUGCCGCCGCCGCCGUUGCUGUUGCCGAGCAGGUCUCUGCAGCGACCGCCUCGCCCGAACCACCGCCUCAGCUGCCACCCAUUAGAAAGGCCAAGACGAAAGAGGGCAAAGGUCCUGGAUAUAAAAAGCGUAGUAAAAGUCCUCGAGUCCCCGACAAGAAGAAAGCCAUUGCUAAGGCUAAAAAGAUGGCCCCCAUUCGUAUUAAACUAUUACCUAUAGCUGGGAAGAGGAAAAAGAGCUGCUCUAGCGAGGACAUCGAUGAGGACGAGUCUGAGCAGGAGGACUCCAGCGUUCACAGCUCCUCUGUUCGUUCCGACAGCUCCGGAAGGGUAAAAAAGAACAAACGGGGACGGCCCGCCAAGAAGAAGAAGAAAAUUCCAGGUGAGGAGGAAGGUGACGGCUAUGAGACCGAUCACCAGGACUACUGUGAGGUGUGUCAGCAGGGCGGCGAGAUCAUCCUGUGUGACACCUGUCCCCGAGCGUACCACCUUGUAUGCCUUGAGCCAGAAUUGGACAAGGCUCCCGAGGGCAAGUGGAGCUGCCCGCAUUGUGAAAAAGAAGGAAUCCAGUGGGAGGCAAAAGAUGACGACUUUGAGGAUUUUGAGGAGGACAGCGAGGACAGAGUGAUAUCCGAGGUCAGCAUAGGGGUCCCCACCAGCACAGAGGAAGAGGAGGACGACCACAUGGAGUUCUGCCGGGUGUGUAAGGACGGCGGAGAACUGCUGUGCUGCGACACGUGCACAUCCUCCUACCACAUUCACUGUCUGAACCCUCCGCUGCCCGAGAUCCCCAACGGCGAGUGGCUCUGUCCACGAUGCACGUGUCCUCCUAUCAAAGGAAGGGUUCAGAAGAUCCUCCACUGGAAAUGGGGCGAACCACCUCCUCCCAUUCCCGUCCCACCGCCUCCAGACGCACCUCCUGACGCCCCUCCGCCUCCGCCUAUGAAGGGCAGAGCUGAGAGGGAGUUUUUCGUUAAGCUGACCAACCAAUCAUACUGGCACUGUACCUGGAUCACUGAGCUGCAGCUGGAGAUCUUCCACUCAGUGAUGUACAGAAACUACCAGAGGAAGACAGAUAUGGACGAACCCCCCAGCCUGGAUUACGGGUCGGGGGCAGAGGACGAGAACGGAGGGGGUAAGAGCGAGAAGAGACGGGCCAAAGAUCCCCAGUACGCCCUGCUAGAGGAGAAGUACUACAAAUACGGCAUCAAACCGGAGUGGAUGAUGAUUCAUCGCAUCAUAAACCACAGUGUGGACAAAAAGGGGAUGUAUCACUACCUGGUAAAGUGGAAAGAUCUGACCUAUGACCAGUGUACCUGGGAAAGAGAUGACAUGGAUAUACCUGAGUUUGAACUCCACAAAGCCAACUACUGGAGACACAGGGACAGCAUCAUGAAAGAAGACCCUGAUAAACCCAGGAAGAUGACGAGCAAAGAGGGAGACGGUGAAGAGGAGUCUCCUCCUUCCCCACUCACAGAUCCAACCAUCAAAUAUGAGGAGCAGCCUGACUUUGUGACAGCGACAGGCGGCACCUUGCAUCUCUACCAGCUGGAGGGGCUCAACUGGCUUCGGUUCUCCUGGGCCCAGGGCACAGACACCAUCCUGGCAGAUGAAAUGGGCCUCGGCAAAACCAUCCAGACAAUCGUCUUUCUCUACUCGCUGUUUAAAGAGGGCCACACUAAGGGUCCUUUCCUGGUCAGUGCACCCCUUUCCACUAUCAUAAACUGGGAGAGGGAGUUUGAGAUGUGGGCUCCCGAUUUUUACGUGGUGACGUACACUGGAGACAAAGACAGCCGAGCUAUCAUCAGAGAGAAUGAGUUCACAUUCGAUGACUCCAUCAAAGCAGGAAAGAAAGCCUUCAAGCUGAAGCGCGAGGCUCCCAUUAAAUUUCACGUCCUUCUCACCUCCUAUGAGUUGGUGACUAUAGAUCAAACGGCACUGAAGUCCAUCGACUGGGCGUGUCUGGUGGUGGAUGAGGCUCAUCGCCUGAAGAACAACCAGUCCAAGUUUUUCAGGCGUCUAAAUGACUACAAAAUUGACUACAAGCUGCUGCUGACAGGAACUCCUCUACAGAACAAUCUGGAAGAGUUGUUCCAUCUGCUCAACUUCCUCACACCCAAUCGCUUUAACAACCUUGAGGGCUUCCUGGAAGAGUUCGCCGACAUCUCCAAAGAGGACCAGAUCAAAAAACUUCACGACCUCCUGGGUCCUCACAUGCUACGGAGACUCAAGGCCGACGUCUUCAAGAACAUGCCCGCUAAGACCGAGCUGAUCGUCAGAGUGGAGCUGAGCCCCAUGCAGAAGAAGUACUACAAGCUGAUUCUGACCAAGAACUUUGAGGCUUUGAACUCCAAAGGAGGAGGAAACCAGGUGUCUCUGCUCAACAUCAUGAUGGACCUGAAGAAGUGCUGCAACCACCCGUACCUCUUCCCCGUCGCCUCCAUGGAAGCCCAGAAAACCCCCAGCGGAGCGUAUGAGGGAUCAGCCCUCACAAAGGCUUCUGGGAAACUGACGCUGCUGCAGAAGAUGCUGAGGAAGCUGAAAGAACAAGGCCACAGAGUGCUGGUCUUCUCACAGAUGACUAAAAUGCUGGAUUUAUUAGAAGAUUUUCUGGACUAUGAGGGUUACAAAUAUGAGCGAAUCGACGGGGGCAUCACAGGCGCUCUGAGACAAGAAGCCAUAGACAGAUUCAAUGCUCCUGGGGCUUGCCAGUUUUGCUUCUUGCUCUCCACCCGAGCCGGAGGCUUAGGCAUAAACCUGGCCACUGCUGACACCGUCAUCAUCUUCGACUCCGACUGGAACCCCCACAACGACAUACAGGCGUUCAGCAGAGCUCAUCGCAUCGGGCAAGCCAACAAGGUGAUGAUCUACCGCUUUGUGACGCGAGCCAGCGUUGAGGAGCGCAUCACUCAGGUAGCCAAGAGGAAGAUGAUGCUGACCCAUCUGGUGGUGCGGCCGGGUCUGGGAUCCAAGGCCGGCUCCAUGACCAAGCAGGAGCUGGAUGAUAUCCUCAAGUUUGGGACGGAGGAGCUUUUCAAGGACGAAGGAGAAGGCAUGAAGAACAACGCUGGAGACAAAGUUGAGGAUGAGGGCAGCGUCAUUCAUUACGAUAGCGCUGCCAUCGAGAGGCUGCUGGACCGCAGCCAGGACGCCACAGACGACACGGACGUCCAGAACAUGAACGAGUACCUGAGCUCCUUUAAGGUUGCCCAGUACAUGGUCCGAGAGGAGGACAAGAUCGAGGAGAUCGAGCGUGAGAUCAUCAAACAGGAGGAGAACGUGGAUCCGGAUUACUGGGAGAAGCUGCUGCGGCAUCACUACGAGCAGCAGCAGGAGGACCUGGCCAGCAAACUGGGCAAAGGGAAGAGGAACCGCAAGCCUGUCAACUACAACGACGCCGCGCAGGAAGACCAAGAUAACCAGUCCGAAUAUUCGGUGGGCUCCGAGGAGGAAGACGAGGACUUCGACGAUCGGCCAGAAGGUCGGAGACAGUCGCGUCGUCAGCUGAGGAAUGAGAAGGAUAAACCGCUGCCUCCUCUUCUGGCCAGAGUGGGAGGAAACCUUGAGGUUCUGGGAUUUAACACACGGCAGCGCAAAGCUUUCCUGAAUGCGGUGAUGCGUUGGGGUAUGCCGUCUCAGGACGCUUUCUCAUCUCAGUGGCUCGUUAGGGACCUCAGGGGAAAAACUGAAAAGGAAUUCAAGGCUUACGUGUCUCUCUUUAUGCGCCACCUGUGCGAGCCGGUGGCCGACGGGGCCGAGACAUUCGCAGAUGGCGUCCCGAGGGAAGGCCUGUGCCGGCAGCUCGUCCUGACGCGUAUUGGCGUCAUGUCGCUCGUCAAGAAGAAGAUCCAAGAGUUUGAGCACAUAAACGGACGGUGGAGCCUCCCGGAGCUCAAACCUGAGGUCAGCAUUGACAAAUCCUCCUCCCGUGGUUCCUCCCCCGCUGCAAAAACCGCUACUCCCACACCCGACGCCAGUUUCAACAACACCCCAUGCACGUCCAAACCAGCGACCCCAGCUCCUUCAGAGAAGCUGGAAAAGAACGGAAAGGAGGGGGAAAAGGAGGAGGAGAAGGAAAAGGGGGAGGCAGAGUCCUUGGAAAAGGAGAAAGUUAAGGAGCAACAGAAAGAGGUGGAUGGGAACAAAAGUGGCGACACUGAAGAGCUUUCAUCCAGAACAAAAGACACGUCACAGAAGACAGACGAGAGCAACACCAAGGAGGAGGAUAGGAGAGAGUCAACAGAGCCUUCAGCUGCUGCACCAGAGGAGAAGAAAUCCCAGGAGGAUAGUAAGGAGGAGGCAAAACAAGAAGCUGCAGUUACAGAAAAGAAACCAGAGGGAGAGAGGGAGGAAAAGGAGAAAGAAAAGCGGGACGAAACGCGAACGACUACAGAAGCAGCAGAAGCCAGAGAUAAAACCGAGGCGUCUGACCUGAAGAGAGAAGAGGUCAAAGGUGAGAAGGACGCCGGGAUCAAAGUAGCAAAGGAAGAGCCGACGACGAAGGGUAAUGGGAAGCCUCAGGCUGAGCGGCCGCGCUUCAUGUUCAACAUCGCCGAUGGCGGCUUCACAGAGCUGCACACUCUCUGGCAGAACGAGGAGCGGGCCGCCAUCUCCUCUGGGAAGAUGAACGAGAUCUGGCACCGUCGACACGACUUCUGGCUCCUGGCGGGAAUUGUGGUACACGGCUACGCCCGUUGGCAGGACAUCCAGAACGACCCGCAGUUCGCCAUCGUCAACGAGCCUUUCAAGUCGCAGGCAAACAAAGGGAACUUCCUGGAGAUGAAGAACAAGUUCUUGGCUCGACGUUUUAAGCUGCUGGAGCAGGCUCUGGUGAUCGAGGAGCAGUUGCGGCGGGCUGCUUAUUUAAACAUGACCCAGGACCCGAGUCACCCAGCCAUGGCGCUGAACGCUCGCUUUGCAGAGGUGGAGUGCCUGGCGGAGUCGCACCAACACCUUAGCAAGGAGUCGCUGGCAGGAAACAAGCCAGCCAACGCUGUUCUGCACAAAGUGUUGAACCAGCUGGAGGAGCUGCUGAGCGACAUGAAGGCCGACGUGACCCGGCUGCCUGCCACGCUGUCCAGAGUCCCGCCCAUCGCCGCCCGCCUGCAGAUGUCCGAGAGGAGCAUCCUCAGCCGGCUCGCAAGCAAGGGCACCGAGACGCACACGCCUCCGCCCAUACCUCCAGGACCCUACGCCACCCCUCAGAACUACGGCGCCCCCUUCACCCCGGCGCCGCCCAGCGCUCUGCACAUGGGAGGAGCCAACUACAGCCAGAUGCCGCCGGGAUCCUUCAUAUCAGAAGCCGCCGCCGCUGCCACUGCUGCUGCUGGGGCCACCGGGGGAGCCGCUGGUGGAGCCGCAUGGGGUUCGACUGCCGCCGGGGUUUUCCAGAAGACCAAGGAGCACGAUGUGAUGCAGCGGCAGCGAGUGGUGGACCUCUGGAAAGACGGCAAGUCAGAGGGAGCCAUCGGGCUGGAGCUGAGGAUGCCCAAAUCCACCGUGCACAGCAUCAUUGUCAAGUAUCGGCUUAGCAACACGGUGGAGAACCUGCCCCGCAACGGGCGACCAAAAAAGCCCUGACGGAUGGAGAAGGGGGGACGGUUCUGGAAUGUAGCUAAAAACUGGAUUUAAAAAACAUGAACAAGUAAGACGAAGCUCCAAAGAAGACCUUACAACAAAGCACUUAGGCACUGCUGGAAUGUGAGAUGUAUAAAGACCGAAAUCUUAAGAAAAUAUAGAUGCUGAAGGAUUAAAAAAGCAAAACAUGAAAAAAGGACAGCACUUUGACCCACAAAAGAAGGCAAGCAAUCAACUGCUUUGAAGAGUGGACCAAAAAUAAACAGGGAGAGAUAAAGGGUGCUGCUGAGAAAAAAAAAAAAA